Messenger RNA from Aspergillus campestris IBT 28561, 3402 nucleotides. RefSeq names its product HMG-CoA reductase (gene hmg1). Gene Ontology annotation, cellular component: endoplasmic reticulum membrane; peroxisomal membrane. The transcript is spliced from 3 exons. Gene Ontology annotation, biological process: ergosterol biosynthetic process; isoprenoid biosynthetic process; coenzyme A metabolic process. Bases 1 to 3402 code for a protein of 1133 amino acids. Lineage: Eukaryota; Fungi; Ascomycota; Eurotiomycetes; Eurotiales; Aspergillaceae. Gene Ontology annotation, molecular function: protein binding; hydroxymethylglutaryl-CoA reductase (NADPH) activity. The record is from RefSeq and is a predicted model, not a curated record.
AUGGCUUCCUCAUUGAUUCCGAGGAAGUCCUAUCCUACAGAUUCCGAGAAUGCCCCCGAGCCGAAUUGGUUCAAGCGUCAGGUCACGGGGGGUUUGCAGGCCGUCGCCCGCCGGGUCUGCUUAAAUCCCAUUCACACAAUUGUCGUGGUGGCCCUCCUGGCCAGCACCACCUACGUGGGGCUGCUGGAGGGUAGCCUGAUUGAUACGGUCCGAAACCCUCGAAAUGUCGCCGGUCAGGUCGAUGUGGACACGCUGUUGCAAGGAAGUCGGACGCUCCGGUUAGGCGAGAGUACAAUGUGGAAGUGGCAGGUCGAGGAUGCCUCGGCGGAGGAGGAGUACAAGGCCGCUCAGCAUCUUGCAUUGACUACCUUCAUCUUUCCCGAUUCCAUGUCGAAAUCCGCACCCACCGCCCCCCUGGCGAAAGAGGUCCCGGUCCCGGCGAACGCCUCGGCUCAAUUGGUCCCCCACACUCCGAAUCUGUUCACCUCCUUCUCGUCCGAUUACUCGCUGGCCUAUUCUCUGCCGUUCGAUCAUGUCGAGGGCUUCCUGCGGGCCGUCCAGGAAAUUCCCGAGCCGUCUGUCGCCGACGAUGAGACGGAGCAGAAGAAGUGGAUUAUGCGUGCGGCGCGCGGCCCGGCCUCGAGCGGCAAGAUUCGUAUGUGGUUCGCGGACGCGUGGAAUUCCUUUGUGGAUCUGAUCAAGCACGCGGAAAGCGCCGACAUUUUCAUCAUGGCGCUGGGCUACCUGUCGAUGCACCUCAGCUUCGUCUCCCUCUUCAUUUCCAUGCGUCGUCUGGGCUCCAAGUGCUGGCUGGCGUCGACCGUCCUGCUGUCCGGCGUCUUUGCCUUCCUGUUCGGUCUGCUGGUGACCACGAAGCUCGGCGUGCCCAUCAGCAUGCUGCUGCUGUCCGAAGGCCUCCCCUUCCUCGUGGUGACCAUUGGGUUCGAGAAGCCGAUCAUCCUCACGCGGGCGGUCUUGAACGUUGCGCUGGAUAACCAGCGCCAGGGUGCCGGGGCGAACGGCGCCAACCCCGGGCAUCCGACCCCCAAUGCCCCGCACUCCAUCCAGGACUCCAUCCAGACGGCCAUCAAGAAGCAGGGGUUCGAGAUCGUCCGGGACUACUGCAUCGAGAUCGCCAUCCUCGUGGCGGGUGCCGCGUCCGGCGUGCAGGGCGGACUGAGGCAGUUUUGCUUCCUCGCUGCCUGGAUUCUGUUCUUCGACUGUGUUCUGCUCUUCACCUUCUAUACCACCAUUCUCUUCAUCAAGCUCGAGAUCACCCGUAUCAAGCGUCACGUCUCGCUCCGCAAGGCUCUGGAAGAGGAUGGCAUCACCCACCGGGUCGCGGAGAGCGUGGCCUCGACCAAUGAUUGGCCUCAGGCCGCCGCCGAUAACGGUGGCUCCAGCGAAACCAACAUCUUCGGGCGGAAGGUGAAGGCCAGCAAUGUCCGCCGCUUCAAGGUCAUCAUGGUCGGCGGCUUUGUCUUGAUCAACAUUCUCAACAUGUCCGCCAUUCCCUUCCGGAACCCGAGCCAGGGCCCGAACGUGCCUCUUCUGUCCCGCGUGUCCAACGUGCUUGCACCCACCCCGAUCGAUCCGUUCAAGGUCGCCGAAAAUGGGCUGGAUUCCAUCUACGUGGCGGCCAAGAGCCAGAUGAAGGACACUCGCGUCACUGUCGUGCCCCCCAUCAAGUACAAGCUGGAGUACCCCUCCGUGCACUACUCCGCCGUCGAUGGCCCGCUGUUUGACAUUGAGUAUACCGAUCAGAUUCUGGACGCUGUGGGUGGGCGUGUGAUUGAAAGCCUCCUCAAGAGCAUUGAGGAUCCCAUGAUCAGCAAGUGGAUCAUCGGUGCCCUGACGCUCAGUAUCCUGCUCAACGGCUACCUCUUCAAUGCCGCCCGGUGGAGCAUCAAGGAGCCGACGUCUCCUCUCGAGUCCAAGCCCGUCGUCCCCGAACCUAAGGUUUACCCCAAGGUCAACUUGAACCCCGAUGUCCCGAACCGCAGCCCGCAGGAAUGCGAGGCCCUCUUGAAAGAGAAGAAGGCGCCUCACAUGACCGACGAGGAACUAAUCGAAUUGUCCUUACGAGGCAAGAUCCCCGGUUAUGCUCUCGAGAAGACGAUGGAGGAUGAGGACCUCAUGAGCCGUGUGGAUGCCUUCACGCGCGCGGUGAAGAUCCGCCGUUCGGUGGUGUCUCGGACCAAAUCUACCGCUCCCGUCACGAGUGCUCUGGAGGUUUCGAAGCUUCCGUACGAACAUUACAACUACUCCCUCGUCCACGGCGCCUGCUGUGAGAACGUCAUUGGUUACCUGCCUUUGCCUCUGGGUGUCGCCGGUCCUCUCAACAUCGACGGACAGAGCUACUUCAUCCCCAUGGCCACCACUGAGGGUGUCCUCGUUGCCAGUACCAGCCGUGGCGCCAAGGCCAUCAACGCUGGCGGUGGUGCGGUGACGGUGCUGACGGGCGACGGCAUGACCCGUGGCCCCUGUGUCGGAUUCCCCACUCUGGCUCGCGCCGCCGCGGCCAAGGUCUGGAUCGAUUCCGAAGAGGGCAGAAAGGUCAUGAUGGACGCCUUCAACUCUACGAGCCGCUUCGCCCGUCUUCAGUCGAUGAAGACCGCUCUGGCGGGUACCUACCUCUACAUCCGGUUUAAGACUACGACGGGCGAUGCCAUGGGCAUGAACAUGAUCUCCAAGGGUGUCGAAAAGGCCCUUUCCGUCAUGUCCACGCAGUGCGGCUUUGACGACAUGGCUACGAUCUCGGUGUCGGGCAACUUCUGCACGGACAAGAAGUCCGCCGCGCUCAACUGGAUCGACGGCCGUGGCAAGUCCAUCGUGGCCGAGGCCAUUAUCCCCGGCGACGUUGUUCGCAGCGUCCUGAAGAGUGACGUCGAUGCGCUGGUCGAAUUGAACACCAGCAAGAACCUGAUCGGCAGUGCCAUGGCGGGCAGCUUGGGCGGUUUCAACGCGCAUGCCUCCAACAUCGUCACGGCUAUCUUCCUGGCCACGGGGCAGGACCCGGCGCAGAACGUGGAAAGCAGCAGCUGUAUCACCACCAUGAAGAACUCCAACGGUAACCUCCAAAUCGCCGUGUCGAUGCCCUCCAUCGAAGUCGGAACCAUCGGCGGCGGUACCAUCCUCGAGGGACAAUCCGCCAUGCUGGACCUGCUGGGCGUGCGCGGUGCUCACCCGACGAACCCCGGUGAUAACUCUCGCCGGUUGGCGCGUAUCAUCGGCGCCUCCGUCCUCGCCGGCGAGCUGAGUCUGUGCUCGGCCCUCGCGGCAGGCCACCUGGUUCGGGCACACAUGGCCCACAACCGCAGCGCUGCUCCCACGCGGUCGGCGACGCCUGUUUCUGCGGCCGUUGGCGCGGCUCGGGGAUUGGGCAUGACCAACUCCCAAUAA